GGAAGAGCGUUUCCCAUGAGCAGCGCUCUGAAGCUCGCCCCAGUCAGUGCGCCUCUUCCAUCCGCGCGUUCACGAUACCGGCACACUCACUGCAUGAUGGCCGAGGGAGGAGGACCCGAGCCGGGUGGCGCGGCAGAUUCUGACUCGGAGCCGGUAGCAGCACAAAUGCCAACCCCUUCAACCGAAAAUCAAAAACAGACUAUUGGGUCACUCUUGAAAACAACUCUGAGAAAGGGUGACGAAUGGUAUCUAAUCGACAGCCGGUGGUUCAAACAAUGGAAGAAGUACGUUGGAUUUGACAACUGGGACAUGUACAAUGUUGGAGAACGUAGCCUCUUUCCAGGACCAAUUGAUAACUCUGGGCUCUUUUCAGACCAGGAGACUCAGUCCCUGAAAGAGCACCUCAUAGAUGAGCUGGACUAUGUCCUUGUACCCACUGAAGCAUGGAAUAAGCUUGUGAGCUGGUACAGCUGCCUUGAGUGCCAGAGACCCAUCGUCAGGAAGGUUGUUGAACAUGGCAUGUUUGUCAAGCACUGUAAAGUGGAAGUCUAUUUGCUGGAGCUGAACUUGUGUGAGAAUGACAACAUGGACAAUGUUGUUACACGUCAUUUCAGUAAAGCUGAUACUAUAGAUACCAUAGAGAAGGAUAUGAGGACGCUUUUCAAUAUCCCAUCGGAGAAGGAGACACGGCUCUGGAACAAAUACAUGAGCAACACCUACGAGCAGCUGAAUAAGCCGGACAGCACUGUACAAGAUGCCGGACUCUUCCAGGGACAGGUGCUUGUGAUUGAGCGGAAGAAUGAUGACGGCACGUGGCCCAGACAAGCGUCCCAUCCCAAAUCAAGUACAACCCCAUCCAGGAAUUUCACUACCUCCCCAAAACUCUCCUCCAACUCAACAGCCAGUAUCUCCUCCACAGUGACCAAUGGAGACAGCAGCCCUGGCUACACACUCAACAACAGCACCUCCUCUGGCAACAGAUUGGGAAGCUACAAUUCUUACAGUUCCUCCUACAAUUACAGAGAGUCGCAGUCACAGCCGGGCCUGUGUGGUCUCAGUAAUUUGGGCAACACCUGCUUCAUGAACUCUGCCCUCCAGUGCCUGAGCAAUGCAUCCCCACUCACAGAAUACUUCCUCGAAGACCAUUACGAGGCAGAGAUUAACCGAGAGAAUCCCCUGGGCAUGAGGGGCGAGAUAGCGGAGGCCUAUGCAGAUCUAGUGAAGCAGAUGUGGUUGAGUCGCAGCAGCUAUGUGGCCCCACGUACCUUCAAGACCCAGGUGGGCCGUUUUGCCCCUCAGUUUUCAGGUUACCAGCAGCAGGACUCGCAGGAGCUGCUGGCCUUCCUCCUCGACGGACUCCAUGAAGAUCUGAACCGCGUCAGGAAGAAGCCUUACCUGGCCGUAAGGGAUGAUGACGGACGGGCAGAUGAGAUUGUUGCAAAGGAAGCUUGGACCAACCACCGCUUGCGCAACGACUCUAUCAUAGUUGAUAUUUUCCACGGCCUCUUCAAAUCCACUCUGGUUUGUCCAGAGUGCUCCAAGGUGUCUGUGACCUUUGACCCCUUCUGCUACCUCACACUGCCUCUGCCCAUGAAGAAGGACCGGACUAUGGAGGUGUUCCUGGUGCGAUCAGACCCUCAGUCCAGACCCACACAGUAUCGAGUGGUGGUCCCAAAACUGGGUUCAGUGACAGACCUGUGCAGCGCCUUGUCCAAGAUCUGUGGAUUCCCGUCUGAAAAUAUGGUGGUUGCUGACGUUUACAAUCAUAGGUUCCAUAAAAUAUACAGACGCGAUGACGGCCUGAACCAAAUUAUGGAAAAAGAUGACAUCUUUGUGUACGAGGUACAGGAAGAGGACAGCGAGAAGAUGAACCUGCCUGUGUAUUUCAGAGAACGCCACUCCAAGCACGCAGGAAGCUCCAGCAGCACCAUGCUGUUCGGUCAGCCUUUACUCAUCACCGUGCCCAGACACAACCUCGUAGCAGACGUUCUGUACGAAAAGAUCCUAGAGAGGAUUGGGCGCUAUGUAAAACAAUCCCCGACCCCGAACGGUGAGAGCAGGGCCUCGGCCUCAGCCUCGGCCUCAGCCACGGCCUCAGCCACAGCAGCCUCUGCCAGCUGCAGCCAGGCUCCAGAAUGUUCCACAGCGUCUAAUGCCAACGCCAGCCUGGGUGGCUGCGGCAGCCCGCUGUCAGACGGGGCCUCGUGCAGUGCCAGCUCCAGCAACGGCAGCAGCCACUCAGGGGCCUGCCAUGAGACUAACGGGGUAUACGAUGGUGAUGAAGCCAUGGACCACCAGGUGAGUCCAGAGCCAGAGAACGGCCACUCCGAAGAGGACGAAGAGGAGGCGUCUGACUUGGAAAAUGGCUCCAAAGGAGACACACCCAAGAAGAACUCUUCCCCCAAGAAGAACUCUUCACCAGCCAGGCUCUUCUCUUUCAGCAUCGUUAACUCCUACGGAACAGCUAACAUCAGCCCGCUGCCCUGUGAUGGAAAUGUGCUCAAACUCAAUCCACAUUCCACAGUGGCGAUCGACUGGGACUCGGAGUCAAAGAAACUGUGUUACGACGAACAGGAAGCAGAGGCCUAUGAGAAGCACGAGAGCAUGCUCCAGCCCCAGAAGAAGAAAGCCACUGUGGCUCUGAGGGAGUGUACGGAGCUCUUUACCACCAUGGAGACGCUGGGAGAACACGACCCAUGGUAUUGUCCAACAUGUAAGAAACACCAACAGGCCACAAAGAAGUUUGACUUGUGGUCGCUGCCUCGCAUUCUUGUUGUUCAUCUGAAGCGCUUCUCCUACAACCGGUGUUGGAGGGACAAGCUGGACACCGUGGUGGACUUUCCCAUCAGGGAUCUCAACAUGUCGGAGUUUGUCUGCGACCCCAAGGCCGGCCCCUUCAUGUAUGACCUCAUCUCCGUGUCAAACCACUAUGGAGGAAUGGGAGGGGGUCACUACACGGCGUAUGGCAAGAAUAAAGUGGAUGGAAAGUGGUAUUACUUUGAUGACAGCAGCGUCUCCUCUGCCUCAGAGGACCAGAUUGUGACUAAAGCAGCCUACGUGCUGUUCUAUCAGCGCAGAGACGAGGAAGCCCCCUCCUCCAAACCUCAGCCCUCGGCCUCGCUGGGAGGAGCCCCCGAAGCAGCCGAGGAUCACAUGGACACAAACUGAGGAGCCCUGGGGCCAAGGGACACGCACUGAAACACAUACAGCAAAUAGAGACACUCGGGCGCACACACAAAGCUACUUUAGUGACAGAGGACUCCGCAGACUUAACAUUAUUCACCCUUCCUUCCCCGUAUUUUAUUUGAUUGCUGUCUCGUAUAUUGUCCACUAGAGCCAACAGCCAUGUCAGAAGAGGGACCUGAGAGACUUCCUCCCUGCAGCGGGCGGCCCACUGAUUUCUGAGUAUAGUUUUACUAGUCUGGAACUAAAGAGGAGUGUAAAUGGAUAGAGAUCCUCUCACUGGAUAAACAGAAUGUUAGAAGUGCCCUCACAUGCGUAGAUGAAUAAAAAUGUUUCUGUUGCUAACAACAACAGUCAAAAUCAAAAAAAAAGAAGCCAAAUGCACAUGUUUCAACCAAAGCGUUCAGAGGUUUUUAUGAUGAAAUGUACCAUCUGAUCAGACAUUAGCAAGAUACUGGCCUGGGUUUCACUCUUCAUAGUCUUGCUGGGCUGAGGUAAAUGCUAACUUUAAACAGUGUGAUAUGCACGCAGAACAAUACAUGUUGUUGAAAGAAUCCUGUGACCUUAUUCCACCUGUAGAGUGGAUCACUGAUGGCGGAUCUGGCUGCCGCGGUCUAACUGUGGCGGCUGUUCUUCUUGCUCUGUAGAGCAAUCUAAACCACAGAGGGGAUUUCUUUAUAAAGGAAUCUGCAUCCCGACAUGAGUUGGGGCAGAGGCGGUUUUUGUUCAGCCAUCAAUUUCUUCUUCUUUGAUGCACAGAAUGGGCUCUGCUGUCUCUCGGACCCUAAACUCAUGAGAGGAGUCUUACCCUGCUACUAAUGUUUAUUUACCCCCUUUUUUUUUUUUUUAAAAUCUCAAUGCAAAAGAGGCCUUUUGAUUCCUGCAGCCUGACUAAAAAAGGGGGCACUUUGAAUUCUCCAUGAGUACAUUAUCUACCUGCUUUUGGACAUGACAGAUUUGUAGGAUUUGGCCUAGGCAUUAAAGUUUACAGUCUGUCAUUCACUUCCACAUCAUUUUAAUGUGUCUUAUAGGAAUAUUUUGAUUGCUGCCUGAUCGGACCCCUAGUCUUGUACAUUAAUGCAGCUCUGUAUUGAAAUGGCUAUGUUAUUUGAUAUCUUUAAAGCACACUGAGUGAAGCAAAAAUAAACUAGUUUAAAAGUGGUGCUUUUAUUCCUGAAGCUUGACUUGCUCCUUGUGAGUAGGAACAAUGUACAUGUGUCAUCAGAUGGGGUCAUGAGAGCAGCACUUUAACAGCUGAGUUCAGUCAUGUGCACCCGAUUUCUUUGCUUCCAGAGAUCAUGGACAUAAGGCUGUCUUAGUUGCUAACAUAAAAGAAGAAUCCCUUUUUUAGUCUUUCUGAUUUGGGUCAUUACAUACAGUUAUCACAGGAAGCACAGUUAUAAUGUGUCUCAAACAUAUUUACCUAUAGUCAGUCUCAAGGAUCCUCUGUGAAUCAGAUGGCAGUUAGUACUAAAUGAAUCUGUUUACUGAAGUCUUGUUCUAUGGCAUAAAUUCUGCACUUUUUUGCAUCACAGCAUGUUGAUAUGCAGGACCUCCAAGUGCCCUCUUUGCUGGUUGGUCCUGACCAUCAUGUCAUUUUCAAAGUGAGCUACCUAAAUAUACUCAUUCAAGCCUAUGCUUAGAAAAGCUUUACCUCAUUUUAGUAAUCUUAGAUACUUCUUUAAAAACAAUGCUAAAUGCUGAGAAUCUUGUUUUCCCCCUAAAUCACGACAGCAAUUCAAACUCGAACAUAACCAUAGAGAUGUAAAUGAUCACACUAUUGAAAAUAGGUGUAUAAAUUCUUGUCUUCAUAUUUAUCUUAUUGCCGAUAUCUACAGUAUUUGAAUUCAAAGUACAAUAAAGACUGGAAGCCUCAA
Messenger RNA from Notothenia coriiceps (black rockcod), 5060 nucleotides. RefSeq names its product ubiquitin specific peptidase 4 (proto-oncogene) (gene usp4). The coding region runs from base 16 to 3168 and encodes 1050 amino acids. Gene Ontology annotation, biological process: protein deubiquitination. Gene Ontology annotation, cellular component: nucleus. The transcript is spliced from 21 exons. Gene Ontology annotation, molecular function: cysteine-type deubiquitinase activity. The record is from RefSeq and is a predicted model, not a curated record. Lineage: Eukaryota; Metazoa; Chordata; Actinopteri; Perciformes; Nototheniidae.